Molecule: messenger RNA, 1421 nt
Organism: Schistocerca piceifrons (Central American locust)
Lineage: Eukaryota; Metazoa; Arthropoda; Insecta; Orthoptera; Acrididae
Product: glycine, alanine and asparagine-rich protein-like
Exons: 6
Coding region: 113-958 (281 amino acids)
Source: RefSeq, a predicted model, not a curated record
CAGCUCCACAGCGCCGACAAGCCCUCUCUUCCCUCUCUCUUCCUCCUCACUGCCGCCUUACGUUUCGUGAGAGUCUGCUCUUGAUCCUUGCUACAUACAGACUAGCAACAAGAUGAAGACCACAGGUGUCAUCGCUCUAGUCUGUUUCGCCGUCGCCUUGUGCGAGGCAGCUCCUUCAGAAAUUUCUGCAGCAGAAGUCAGGGUGAAGCGCGACCACGGCGACGGCGGUGACGGCGGCUUCGAGUACGGCGGCUUCGGCGCGGCUUCGGGCCACCACGGCUUCGCCGGCGGCUUCGGCGGCGGCCACGGCGGCGGCCACGGCGGACACGGACACAGCAUCGGCGCCGGACUCGUCUCGAUCGCGCAGGGAGCCGUCGACGCGGCCAGGAACGCCGUCUCCAACCAGCACGAGGCGGCGGGGCAGGCCGCCUUCCAGGCCAAGAACCAGCUGGCGCAAAACGCCGCCGCCGCCGCCGCCACCGCGCAGGCCGCCCUCGCCGGCAAACAGGUGAUCGUGGCUAACCUGGAGCAGCAGACGCGCGACACGCACGCCCAGGUGGAGUCGGAGCUUCUGCAGCUGGAGCAGGCGCAGCGCGCCGCCACGGCCGCCUCCCAGGCCGCCGCCCAGGCGCAGCACCAGGUGCGCGCCGUCACCGCCGCCCUCAACGCCGCCCAGGCCGCGGCAGACCAGGCGCAGCGCGCUCAGCAGGAGGCACAGGGCGAGCUGGCCUCGCAGUCCAACAUGGUGGCGGCGGCGCGCACGCGCCUGGGCCAGGUGGAGGGCCAGUUGCGCGACGCGCGCGCCGACCUGGAGGCGACGCAGCAGGCGGCGCUGCACGCGGCGGCCGCGGCCCAGGCUGCGCAGGCGAACGCCAACAAGCACGCGCACGGCCUACACGCCGGCUUCCACGGCGACGGUGGCGCCGGCGCCGGCUUCGGCGGCGGCUACCACUACUAGCCGGCGCCGCUGCGCGAGGUCCUCACGCUGGCCGGCUUCUGCGCGCUCACCGCCGCCGCCUUCCUGCUCGUCUGGCUCCUGGUGCUCGGGACGCGCCUGCUCGCAGCGCGGGACGGCGGAGGAGCGGCCUCUGCAUAAGGAUCUGAAGAACUCAGAGCCCGUUGCCAGUAACUUCGUACCCUGUAACUUAUUUUAUUUCCGAAGCUUUCCGCUCUACAAUGCCUUACUGCUCGCUUACUGUCUUUCCACCUCUGUCUGCCUCUCAACUUGUGAGGGCCGUCGCGCGCAUACUGCUUCUGAUCGACUGUGAAGAAAGGCGAUUACGUUGAAACGUAUGUCGCAGUUUCUUACAGAUUAUUUUUAUACUAUUAAUUAUUAUCUUAUAUGUUUUUAUAUGUUUUGUAUCAACAACACAUUGAAGAAAGUGUAAACUUUUGUGAAUAAAAGUUAUACAUACGUUAAA